GAGCGGGGCGGCGCGCGGGCGGCGCGCAUGCCCGCCCUGCCACAGCGCCCGGCGCUCACGCCUACCCCUCAGCCGGGCUGCGUGCGGCGGAGCAGCGGUACCACCAUGGAGGCCGUUCCACAGCCACGGCCCGCGGGGGCCGCCGCCGCCGCCCCGCCGCCGCCGCCCGUCGCCCCGGCCCCGGAGCAGGAGCGGAAGCUGGAGCAGGAGAAGCUGUCGGGGGUGGUGAAGAGCGUCCACCGGCGGCUGCGCAAGAAGUACCGGGAAGUGGGGGACUUUGAUAAGAUCUGGCGUGAGCACUGUGAGGAUGAAGAAACUCUGUGUGAAUAUGCUGUGGCAAUGAAAAACCUUGCAGAUAAUCACUGGGCAAAAACUUGUGAAGGGGAAGGCCGAAUUGAAUGGUGUUGCAGUGUAUGCCGAGAAUAUUUUCAGAACGGUGGGAAAAGAAAAGCACUUGAAAAAGAUGAAAAAAGAGCACUUCUUGCUUCGAACACCACUCCAGCUCCCAAGAUUGAAGAUCCUUUGCCAAACUUUGGCUUGACAAAUCAUGAAGCUAUAACAGAAGAGUUGCUCCACUCAUUGGGGAAGAUCAGAUUACUUGAUGUUGGUAGCUGCUUUAAUCCAUUUCUGAAAUUUGAAGAAUUUCUGACAGUUGGCAUAGAUAUUGUUCCAGCUGUUGAGAGUGUAUACAAAUGUGACUUCCUAAAUCUUCAAAUUCAGCAACCUCUCCAGCUGGCACAAGAUGCUAUAGAUGCUUUUCUUAAGCAACUGAAAAAUCCCAUUGAUUCUCUACCUGGAGAACUGUUCCAUGUCGUUGUUUUCUCACUCCUCCUUUCUUACUUUCCAUCCCCCUAUCAACGAUGGAUAUGCUGCAAGAAGGCACAUGAACUUCUCGUAUUAAAUGGCUUAUUGCUUGUAAUAACUCCUGAUUCAUCUCAUCAGAAUCGCCGGGCUAUGAUGAUGAAAAGCUGGAAAAUUGCCAUAGAGUCUUUGGGUUUUAAACGCUUCAAGUAUUCCAAGUUUUCUCACAUGCAUCUGAUGGCAUUUAGGAAAACCUCCCUGCAAACAACAAGUGACUUAGUUAGCAGGAACUACCCAGGAAUGUUGUAUAUCCCACAGGAUUUCAACAGUAUAGAGGAUGAGGAGUAUUCCAACACUUCCUGCUAUGUUCGAUCUGAUACAGAAGAUGAACAGCUAGCUUAUGGUUUUAUGGAGCUACCUGAUGCUCCUUAUGACUCGGACUCUGGAGAAAGCCAGUCUAGUUCAAUUCCUUUCUAUGAGCUAGAAGAUCCUAUAUUGCUUCUAAGUUAAUGUAGUUGUUGAAAUGCCCUUUCAGUCAAACCUCUUGCUUAACUAAUUUUGCUAUACUAACAUGGGCUCAACACACAAAAACGGUUUGCAUAAAGAAAAUGCAAAGGUUUACAGAGUUUGCUAUUUUUUUCUACUUUGAAUUUUAAAAUUUAUUCUUGUAUGAAAGUGAAAGAAAUACAAGUUUUAUGCAAAUGACUCGCGUCAUAGCAUAAAUUACUGUUACUUUCUUUAGAUUUGUAUCACUAAUUUUUUCCAGAAAGGUACCAUUCUUUUCUUUAGUGCUGUGAAGUGUGAAUUCUAUUUAAUUUGUUAAAUGUUGUUUCAAUAUUUUAACUCGGUGUGGUUGAGCUUAAGGCACUGGAGUUGGUGGGCUUCUGAGAAGUAUUUGUAGAAAGAAAUAUUGUGCACUUUAAUUCAAUGUGCAGAAAGGUUAAGACACUUGGUUACACGUGUCCCUUCUUAAUUAGGGAAAAAAACUUUUCUUCCAAAAUCUGUUUCACUCUGGGCUGGAGAAACUAUAAUUCUUGCACAUUUGAUUUUAUGUUUAUUGCAGCCCUCUUGAGAUAACACCAAAUCAAGAUAACACCAAAACACAGGAAUUUAUUAAUCCAUAGUUAUACAUAUUAUGUAAUUUCACUGCAUAAAUAGCAGUUAGACAUGAAAUUUCUGAAGAGGUUAUCCCCCCCAGAGGAGUAUGGUACGUCUAGACAAUUAUGUUUCACUUCAAAGCUGGAACAUGAUUUUGCAAUUUUGUGAGUGUACAAGCACUAACAUAUAUCAGUAUUUCUCCGAUGAUGGUGUUCUGUAUUCUCUUCAAACCAUGUUUUUUGGGGGACAGGGUAGGUUUUGUCAUGUUUUAAAGUAAAUUAUUUAUGCAUUUUAAAAUCAACUUUUUUCUUUAUUUGCCCUUAUUUGUAGACCUCCCAAGUUAUAAGGUAACUACAGAUCAAUUUUGUGAAAACAAACACAAUUACACAAGUUUUUCAAAGAUACACUUAUUUGCGCAAAGCCACAUAUUCAGUGAAUUGGACCCAAAAAUCUUCUGCUUAGUUAAGUAAAAACUCCAUAGCUGUCUGAAAACUGGUCUGUGCUGUAAGAACAGGGAACAGAAGUUUUUUACAUCUGAGUUUUCAAAUUUGUGUAAUAAAUUUGUGAGUUUUUGCUGGAAAAAACAUAUCUGUUCAAUAGUAAAAACAGAGGAUUCACUAUUACUUUAGCUUAGAUUUCCCUCCAUUUAAAAAUAAUGGUCAGAAUCUUCAGGUUUGAAUGUUAGGCUGUUAAAUCUGUAAGUGCCUAAUAACAAAUGAUUUGAACUAGGUGCCACAUCAUGGUUUUAAGACUGACUUCAGCAAAAUGGUAGAAAAUACUAAUAAUGUACUUUCACAACUAGUUGUGAUGAUACACACCUUAUACCAUAUUAACUUACCAUGUUGUACUUAUAAUACAGACGUUACCAGAUAAACUGAAAUUGUAGUGUGGAUUUUACGGUGGUUGCUACAAAAAGGAAACUACUCCUUUCACUGAAGUUUUGCACUGACAAGUGUCACAGUUUGACCUAUGUGUUUUUCUUUUACACUGUUUCCUACACAGAGUCAUACCACAUUGGUCCAUCUUACACUCAAACAUGAUCUGGACUGCAAUGCUUUAUUCUUUAACAUAAGCUUUUUGUGUUUCCCUUCUUAAAUUUAAAGGGUCCCUUUGUACCUGAUUCAAAUUUGUUAUUCAAUCUGAAUGAUAUAUAUAAACCAAAUAAUUAUGUUCUGAUGUGUUAAGAAAAAAGUUUAGAUACAGAAGUAUCGGGGUUGAUUUUUUUGAGAAUACUUCUCUAAUGAAAUAUAUAAUGGUUUCAAAAUUGGCUUUAAGUCAAUAUUUGCAUCCAGUGCUUUCCCACUUCACUUUCACUAAAAUGUUUGUCAUUCACAGCCUUUCUUCUUCCCAGUUAACCACUGACUCCAGCAGUGCUCAUGUUAAAGCUAAAAUACUGGUGCUAUAAAUUCAGCUGUUUAUGGAAACAAUCUGUGCAUACUUCAAAAUGUACCUAACAUUUGAACUGAUACUCUUUUUAACAACAAGUUAUGGACCAGCUGAAGUGUAUGUUGGCAUUGUUUAAUUGUAAACCGGUUUGUGAUUCAUACAAAAAAGCAAUUUAGACCAAGAUUUAUCCGCCCCCAAAAUAGUCUAUAAUAUUAACAUUUAAAUUUAAGCCUUUUUGGCAGGUUGGUGACACCAUUGUAUUUGUGGUUUAGGGACCUGAGAUUCAUAACAGCUUGGUUUUCUUGCUGCUCCUUUUAAAUAGCUGAAGGGGGGGUGUUUUGUUGUUGGUAUUUUUGUUUUGGUUUUGGUUUUUGCUUUUUGUUGUUUUUUUAAUUUGUUUUUUGGUGGGUUUUUUUUUUACAAGGGACAGUAGAUUGUGGUGGAGGAGGAAAGUGGGAUUUGCAUAAAUACACCUCCCUGAACAAUAAAGUGGUGAUAUCAGGAGUUGUUGGAUAUUUGGCUUUAGUGCAAGAAUGUUUCUAGGUUAUGAAAUAUUUGAAAAUAUGACUGUGCAAGAGAUCUCUUGUUCUUAAGGUGCUGGAGGGGAAAAGGAAAAAAUGUGUAUUUGCAUUUCUGUUGUCUUUAUGUCACUACUUUUUGUGAACAAAGCACAUUUAUUAAAAAACACAAAAAACUGAAAA
This is a messenger RNA of Falco peregrinus (peregrine falcon), 3986 nucleotides long. RefSeq names its product base methyltransferase of 25S rRNA 2 homolog (gene BMT2). The record is from RefSeq and is a predicted model, not a curated record. The transcript has 5 exons. NCBI's taxonomy places the organism in Eukaryota, Metazoa, Chordata, Aves, Falconiformes, Falconidae. Gene Ontology annotation, biological process: negative regulation of TORC1 signaling. The coding region runs from base 28 to 1311 and encodes 427 amino acids.